GCGUUUGACAAUUGCGCAUCAACAUUAAAGGGCAGGUUACUCGGUAUUAUUUACAAGCUGGCCGUGGUUUGGGAAACUUAAACCUAGGAAAGAUCUAGAGAAUUAGCAGCUGUCUAGUAAAAUGCCGGAAAUCAAGUUGAAAUCAGACAGUGAAGAUGAUGACACCCACUUACGGGUUAUGGAUAUUGAUGGCUACUUUAUCCCCACCUUCCCUCUCCCGGAUCACGAGAAACACUUCCGGUCUAUGGCGGGCUGGAGAGCCAGAUCUGAUGACGUAAUGAUCAGUGCUUAUCCCAAAGCUGGUACUCAUUGGGUAUGGGAAGUCGUAGGCAUGUUGUCCCGCCAGAAAGCUGAACGUAUACCGGAAAUAAAAGAAACCGUCAUGAUGGAAGGGAUAUCAGAAGAAACCUUUGACAACAUAGCUUCACCCAGAAUCAUGAACACACACAUUUACUUUAAGUAUCUGCCCAAAGAUUUCUUCGACAAGAAGUGUAAAAUUGUUUAUGUCAUCCGUAACCCGAAAGACAUCGCCGUUUCAUUUUACAAUCACCACAAGAAGCUGCUAGAAUACGAAUUUAAUGGACCCUGGGAAGGCUAUGUCAAACGGUUUAUUCAAGGAAAAAUGGAUUACGGUUCCUGGUUUGACUACACUCUGGAGAUGGAGAGGUUUAUUAAGGAGAACCCCGGAUACCCCAUUCAUGUCGUGUUAUACGAGGACAUGAAAGAGGACAGCUUAAGGGAGAUUAAAAGAUUAGCAGACUUUCUGAAGGUGGAUGUGAGUGACGAGAUGGUCAGAAAAAUUGACAGUCUGUGUCAUUUUGACAAAAUGAAAAAAGAGAAAAAUGUGAAUGAAGAUCCAUCAGAAUGGAGAGACAACAACCCAGGGAUGUACAGGAAAGGACAAGUUGCAGACUGGAAGAAUUGGUUCACCAUCGCCCAAAAUGACAUGUUUAAUACAAUUUACAAGGAAAAAAUGGCGAGUUCGAAAGUUGAAAUAAGAUUUUCUCUCUAAAUACACAAACAUACUAAAAUAUGCAGUUUUUGCCCUAUGGAUGUUCAAAUGAAUGUUUAUUUGAAGAUUACAGUACUAUAGUAGAUGAAAACAGAUCUCAGAAUAUCAUUGAAAUUAAUAUUUUUAGAAAUAUCUACUUUUGCUUCAGAGUUAAGCUAGUACAGCAAAAGACCUAAAUUUUCAAUGAAAUAUGAACCAGGGGGACAAAUGAAAGAGUUACUGAGAUUACAGAAAUGAGACACAUGAUCUCCUGAAAUAGAAAUUUUUGACAAAGUCUCAAGUCUGUUACAUGAUCAGAAACAAGAAGUAGUCUGCUUUUCUGCAAAAGAAAUAUGAUUUCCUGUCAAAGAAUAGUUUUAUUUGUAUUUUAAAUAUGGAUUGUGUCAGAUAUUAGAAUAAUUUGAAUCCGAAGUGGUUCUGUAGAAUCUGUGGUGAACAAUCCAAACCGAAUGCACCAGGGUAAAACGUGUAUCUACUCUUUGCAUUUGAUACAAUCAACUGAUGUCGAGGUAUAAUUGUAUAUGUAUAUAAGUGAAUAAGCAAACGAGAAGUGGGGAAACUUAUAACAUCACUCAGGAAGUUGUUCUCAUUUUGUAACUCAUAUUCGAUAAAUGAAUAUAUUUCAGUAGCAAUAUUUCUUCAAGAAUUGUUUGAUGGGCUAAAACUGUAUUUGGAAUGUGUAUUCUUUAGGUACUCAGUGAAUGACGUGUACAUUAUGUACAUAUAGAACUAGUUGUAAUGACGUUAUGGUACACUGACGACGCUAUGGUACACUGACUGUUAGAAUGACAUUCUCUCACCAGAGGGCGCGUUACGCAAGCUUCACAUACACCUCUAUCAAUGCUUGGAAUCACGUGACAAUAUAAUCACAUGAUAUAAACAUUCAUUCUCGGUAGGUGAUACAUCAGGCUCUUUUUAUAGCCCACUGGCACUUUGAUAAGUACAUAUUUACCAUUUAGCUGUUUGUCCUUUAUUUUACAAUUUUACAAGUAUUUUUACAGCCUUUCUUACUUUCGAUUCAAUGUUUACAUUAAAUCUCCACCACGUGAAUGUUCUGCAUUCAUACGCAUAUUACGAAGUAGUUCCAAUUUUAGGAUUAGAAAACGGCGAUUUUAAACAAUUUACAGUAAGCAUCAAUUUAAUUGCACCAAAACAUUUCAUAAUAUGACUAAAUAUUUAGUCGAAAACAUAAAAGUUGGAUAUUAGAAACUUUUACAAGAUUUCUGUAAAAAGCCGUUGACAGAGGUGUAGUGCGAAGAGCGCACGGAACUCUGGGUAGAGAAUGUUACAAUGACCUCAUGGUACAAUGAUCACGUUAUGAUACACUGAAGAAGUUAUAGUACACUGACGUUAUGGUACACUGAUGACGUUAUGGUACACUGAUGACGUUAUGUAUUCAGGUUACGGAGAUCCCUCUUAAUUUAUUUGAAUAAUUCUUUUUACUAAACGUUCCGAUACACUGACGAAGUUAUGGUUCACCGACAACGUUCCGAUACACUGACGACGGUAGAAUACACUGAUAGCCCUCAUGCCUUGAAAACAUUAUGGUACAUGUACACAUUAUGCAAUAUUAAGAAUAUAAAUUAUACAUUUCUAUGCAGACUUGAACGUCUUCCUAAUCUAUGAUAAUCAAUAUUUUAUGCAUUUUUGUACAUUGUAUAGAGAACAAGUAUUAUAUUAUUAAAGUUAUAUAUUGUAGUCGUAUACAAGAGGAGGUUGUGAUGAAAUAUUUCAAUAAAUGAUACAUGUAUGUAGACAUC
Molecule: messenger RNA, 2772 nt
Organism: Ostrea edulis (European flat oyster)
Lineage: Eukaryota; Metazoa; Mollusca; Bivalvia; Ostreida; Ostreidae
Product: sulfotransferase 1B1-like
Exons: 6
Coding region: 122-1012 (296 amino acids)
Biological process (GO): sulfation
Cellular component (GO): cytoplasm
Molecular function (GO): sulfotransferase activity
Source: RefSeq, a predicted model, not a curated record